Messenger RNA from Drosophila novamexicana, 831 nucleotides. Its product is annotated as chymotrypsin-1-like. The record is from RefSeq and is a predicted model, not a curated record. The transcript is spliced from 3 exons. Lineage: Eukaryota; Metazoa; Arthropoda; Insecta; Diptera; Drosophilidae. Gene Ontology annotation, molecular function: serine-type endopeptidase activity. Bases 1 to 831 code for a protein of 276 amino acids. Gene Ontology annotation, biological process: proteolysis.
AUGGCAAUUCAACUUAAGUGGCAGCUUAUCCUCUUGGCCCUAUUACUCUUUUAUUGGUCUCAUGUGGAAGCUCGAUACACACGACCGCAACGCAUUAUAAAUGGCUCUAAGGCAAAAGCGCAACAGUUUCCUUACCAAGUAUUUUUUGACGUUCUUAACAAUUCGAAAUGGAUCCCACAAUGUGGAGGCGUUAUAAUCUCAGAGAGAACUGUGCUCACAGCAGCUCAUUGCUUUGAAGAUGGCAUCGACUCAAUCAAGCUAUACUUCGGAGCUGUUAAUAGAAAAAAUUCCAGCGAAACGGGACAGCAACGUUUGAUAGUGCAUAGGGAAAAUAUUUUUAUAAACGAAGGGUACGAAUUUAAUCAAACCCUUAACGAUAUUGCCGUAAUAAAUCUGCCAGCUGAGAUACAAUUUGAUGAAUUUAUUCAACCAGUUGGAUUGCCGAGUCCAAACCAAGUUAUUGACAACCUAGAGGGUAUGACGUCUGGCUUUGGCCACACUCAAGCACCAAAAGAGGGAAUAGGAAACCUUUCAGACCACCUAAUGUACUUAAAAGUGAGAAUACUACCAAACAAGGUGUGCAAGCCCAUACUGCACAAGUAUGAUCCUGCAAGAUUCUUCCCAUCAUCUUGGGUCUGUAUUGCACCCAAUAAAUCUACGCCAUGCAAUGGCGACUCUGGUGGACCGUUGGUUAUCAAAAAUGCCAACGGUACCAAUACCUUAGUAGGCCUUACUUCAUUCGGAAUGGAUACAAUUUGCUCGCUCAAGAGGCCAGCAGUUUACACGCGAGUCUCAUCAUAUUUGGAAUGGAUUCAAAGCGCUAUCUACUAA